UCGACGAUGUCUCAAGUGGCGAUUGUGAAGCUCUGUUAAAAGUUAUCGUGUGACAGAGACACUGAGAAACAACAGUGUUAAGUGCCAUAUUUACAUCACGGAGCAGUUGUGAUUUUAGUUUUAAAUUAUGCUGGGCUCGAAUGUUGUUGAUUUUUCAUUCAAUAAGCAUAUAAAUAUAUAUUUGAUAGCGUUCUUGGCAAUUAUCGGCGGCGGUCACCUUCAGAGAACAGAAUGCGAUUGGAGCUGUGACAAUGGCGACUGCUUGGAAAGUGAAUAUCUCUGUGAUGGUAUUAUCAAUUGUGCCGAUGGCUCGGAUGAAACUAUAGAAAACUGCUACACCAAUACAACAUGUCCGACUUUCGCAUUUCGUUGUGCCUAUGGCGCCUGCAUUACGGGUAAAACUCGUUGCAAUCAAAAACAGGACUGUGCAGAUAACUCGGACGAACUGCCAACCAUAUGUCAAAUGACAAGUAUCGAAUUGAACAACGCAAUACGCGGUCAAUGUGGUGAAUCGGAAAUGCAGUGUAAAAAUGGUGUAUGUAUAGAUAGUGAUAAGUUAUGUGAUGGCAUACGCGACUGCCCGGAGGGAGAAGACGAGACCUUGGAAAAAUGCGCACCAUUUACGUGCCAGUCCUUCGCCUAUAGAUGCGCCUACGGUGCCUGUAUUGAGGGUAAAGCCGCCUGUAAUGGCACCGUAGAGUGUCACGACGGUUCGGACGAAUCGUACGCUCUCUGUGGUGGAAUACGAAAGAAAGGUUCCGGCGUACGACCAACGCCGAAAGCAACGGAGAAGCCUACAACACAAACAGCUCUACAAAUUGGAAAUAAGUGCCAAAUCCCUGCCAAUCUUGCAAAUGCAAUAAUCACGAAUGUAUACUUGGGUACGAGUAUCGCCGUCGGUUCGAGUGUGCCAACAAAUGUGCUUGUUAAGUUUGCAUGUCAACCCGGCUACAGUUUAGACGGAGAAGACGUGUUGCUCUGCACAAACGGCGGUUGGCACAAACGGCUGCCAGUCUGCACCAAUCGCGAAUACUGCGAUGCAGCAAUGCUACAUGAGGAUAAAUCUACCGUGGCCACUUGCUUCUUCGACAGUGCGCCUGUCGUAUGUGAUAAAAUUAGACCAAACACUAUUGCGGAAAUCGAGUGUGCAACAGGAUAUGAGAAAAAAUAUUUCGCCCAAAAAACUACUUUACGCUGUACAAAUAAUUACAAUUGGAAUCACCCGAGAACACCAUGCGAAAUUCAAUGUGGACAUGUGCAACAACUUGGGUUGCCAUAUGCUCGCAAUGGCGUAGAGAUUAAAAUUGCUGAGGCUCCGUGGCAUGUGGGCAUUUAUGUCAACCUAAACGAAAGGGAUUUUCAGCGUAAUUGCGGCGGAUCCAUAGUUUCUAAACGCCUCGUCGUGACAGCCGCCCAUUGCGUCUAUGAUGAAGCCAAUGAAAAACAGUACGAAAAUUGGCGUUUCAAAGUGUCUCCAGCAAAGAUGGCAAAUCUUUAUGUUAGCGCUGAUGGUAUCAAUGUCACCAAAGUGUAUAUUCGAAAAGAUUAUAAAGGUUCCGGAGAUAAUUUUAACGGGGAUAUGGCGAUUAUUACCUUAGAGAAGCCGUUCACAUUCGAUCGUUCCGUGAAGCCGAUUUGCUUUCAACCUCGCAUUUUGGAAGCCGCCACCGUGCAGAAUGACCUCGAUGGCUUCAUAGUCGGAUGGGGUCCCACAGAGAGCAGUAACUAUGUCGACGUCUUUCAGAAAGUGGAAGUAACCACGGUGUCCUAUCACAGUUGCAUUGAGAGGUUAAGCAGCAAUGAUAAACAGUAUGAUUUGCCGGAUGAUAAGUUUUGUGUUGUGCGCAAAGGAACCUCAGGCGAUAUUUGUCGAGGCGACAGUGGUGGUGGUUUCGUCAGAUAUAUCCAAGGACGAUAUCAUUUGCUGGGGGUAGUAAGUCACGCCCCAUUAGGCAAAAGCAAUUGCGGCAGGGAUAGUCUUAUAGCGCUUACGAAUGUGCAACAUUAUCAAGAAAUAAAGCUUUCUAUAGAUGAUGAGCGGGAAUAAGUCUUAAAUUAAAACUUCCCGACAUGAAAAUAAGAGGUAUUGUUGCCCAUAAUAGGAAAUAUCUUUAGGAAAUAUAUUAUUGUUAAGAUUUUAAAUUUUUGUACUCAAACAAUAUUUUUACAAACAUACAUACAUGUGUGCAGAAAUUAUGCAUAAGUUUGUAUGUGUUUUUAAAUAAAUUUAAUAGAAGCUUUA
Messenger RNA from Bactrocera neohumeralis, 2242 nucleotides. RefSeq names its product modular serine protease-like. Bases 128 to 2047 code for a protein of 639 amino acids. The record is from RefSeq and is a predicted model, not a curated record. The transcript is spliced from 7 exons. Lineage: Eukaryota; Metazoa; Arthropoda; Insecta; Diptera; Tephritidae. Gene Ontology annotation, biological process: proteolysis. Gene Ontology annotation, molecular function: protein binding; serine-type endopeptidase activity.